AUGACCGAUCAAGAACUUGAUGAUGUUGCCUUCUUAACAGGAACAGAAAAUUCUAAUGGAAGAACAGUAAGAGAGAGAAAUGUUGUGUGUUCACAAAAAAGAGCUUUAUGUGUAACUGCCACCGUCCUUGGAGCGUUAUUAGCAAUUGCUUUGCUGAUUGCCUAUGCUCCACAAGAUUGUCCAUGUGCUGGAAAAAUGCCGAAAGGCUAUCAUACUGAUGGAUAUAAUAGUUCAGAGAAAUUCGAACCAUACGCAACGAAUGGACAACUUUUUCCAUGGCUUUUACCAUUUCUUCCAAGCAACAUCAAGCCAAAUCGGUAUACUAUCCUCAUCCAUCCAAAUUUAACUACGUUCGAGAUCAAAGGUCAAAUAUCUAUUGAGUUCUAUGUUGAAAAGGAAAUGAGUUUCAUCGUAUUACAUGCACAAAAUCUCAACAUCACAGAAAAGGCAUUAAUUGGGCCGAAAGGUUUUUCAUUAAAAAUUAAUCGUAUGUUGGAAUAUCCUUCAAGACAACAAAUUUACAUAGAAUUCCGUGAUAAGCUACGAAAGAAAUCAAAUUACUCACUUAAUUUGCGUUGGUAUUCAAAGUUAAAUACCGAUCCGGAAGGCUUUUAUGUUGAUGAAUAUGACUCUGAAGGCAGUAAUAAAUUAUUGGCAGCAACUAUUUUCGGUCCUGGAAAAGCUCGAAAAGCCUUUCCAUGCUUUGAUGAACCACAUUUACGUGCUAAUUUCAAAAUUUCACUUUUCCGUGAUCGAUUCCAUAUUGCACUUUCAAAUUCCAUUGUUCAUGCAACAGAUGAAGCAGGAUUUUUCUUGGGACGAGCAUUAUUGAGAGAUGAUUUUGUUGAAACGCCUCCUCUUUCACCGGAUGCAAUAUCUUGGAUGAUAAGUGUAUUUAAACGAGAAUUUCUUGAAAGUUCUCCAACAUAUCACAUUACGUCAAGCUCAACAGCAAUACCUAUACAGUCGUUAACAUCUACAUCAAAAGUAUCAGAAAAUCUCAUAACAAAUGAUAAGAUUCUUCGCCGAAAUAUGACAUCCAUUUUAAAGACAGGCUUAUCGAUUAAGAUGGCAAAGCUUAAUCAUGAAGAUGCUCACACUUUGGCGCCAGUAACACAAAAAAGUGAGAGCUUGACUAAGGAAAAUGACAAUCAUUCUACAAUUUCCGAUGAAGAUGGCAUUAUUAGGACGGCUCCGUCUUAUACAUUUUAUGCACCUGAAAGUAUUUUACCUAAAACAAAAUUUAUUCUACAUACAUCAAGAGAUAUAUUAGAACAUUUACAAAAUUGGUUAAAUGUACCAUAUCCAUUUACAAAACUAGAUUUUGUUGCACUUCCUUCCAUUGAGGAGAAUUUGCAUUCAUCACUUGGUCUUAUAUCAUGUAAAACGUCUUUCUUAAGAGAUGCAGCAACUGUAACGUCUUACGAAUAUCAGAGAUCAGCAAUAGAAAUAUCGGAAGCAAUUUUACAACAGUAUUUUGGAGGUAUGAUUUCACCUAAAACGUGGAAACAGAAUUGGCUUUGGGAUGGAAUAAUUCGAUACUUGAGUCGACUCAUAUUUUCCCCUCUAAAAUCACAAUGGCCAGUUGAAGAAAAGUAUAUGUUGGAAACAAAACUUAGAGCAUUAGAUAUUGAUGUUUUACAAGGAUGGGAAAGUAUUGAAAAUGGAACAGAUGCUAUGGGGGAGAAUAAUGAGUUUUACAUAGACAAAGCCGCUUCGAUUCUUGAGGUAUUGCACUCAACAAUGGGUGAUGAGAGUUUCCGAAAUUGUAUUGGAGCAUUUAUAACGACAUUUAAAUACAUGACAGCCGAGCCUAAUGAUUUAUGGCAGAUAUGUUCAAAGAAGGCAAACGGUUCAAAAAAUAUUCGUGAACUUAUGCAUUUAUGGACAUCUCAGUCAGGUUUUCCACUCAUUACAUGCAACAGAUCAAAUAUGACCGUAAAUAUUGAUCAAAAACCAUUUAAAAUGUCAGAAUUGACAGCCGUUUAUGAAGAUCCAUUUAAUCAAAGUGAUAAUUUGACGGAAUCAACGACUCUUUCAACAACAACUACAACAAUUUCAACAAAGGAAAGUAAGAAACGCUCGAUGAAAUGGAUUUUCCCAAUCAAGUAUGCCACAAAUAGCAAGGAUAUUAAAGAUACGAUUUGGAUUGACUCAACAGAAGAAAAAUUUCAACUCAAAGAAAAUGUUAAAUGGAUAUUGCUGAACUAUGAACAAAAUGGAUAUUAUCGCGUACUCUAUGAUAAGGAAAAUUAUGAGAAUAUUGUUCAGCAAUUGAAUGAAAAUCACACAGUAUUUUCAACAAAGGAUCGUAUGGGACUUAUUUCAGAUUCUUUCGCUUUAUGUCAUAGUAACGUAUUAGAUUGUAGUGUUACGUUGGAUAUUACUUCAUAUUUGCCCAAAGAACGUAACUGGGGUCCAAUGACUGUUGCAAUAAAACAUUUUGAAAAAUGGAGAAAGAUACUCAAAUAUACAGAAUGUUCACUUCUACUUACUGAAUAUAUGAAAACGCUCUUGUCAAAAGCUGUUACAGAAGUAGGAUGGAAUGAUACAGGCUCAGACGAGUCUCGUUUAAUGCGUCCUCAAAUUUUAUUAGCUUCUGUCUUAUGGGAACAACCUGAAUCAAUUAAAGAAGCAAAAACAAUUCUUCAUUCACAUCUCAUUAAUGCAACUAUAAUACCACCCAAUUUAAGAGAAGUAACAUAUGUCGGUGCUAUUUUAUCAGGUGAUUUAGAGUACUGGCAAUACUGCUAUGAAAGAUAUAUACAGCUACGAAAUGAUCGAAAUAAUUUGGAUGAGAGAAUAGAAUUAUUGAAAGCCUUGGGGCUAACAAAAGAUGCAUGGCUUCAAAAUCGACUGCUUACAUAUGUGAUGACUUUACCAACAAAUGAAAUUACUCCCACAUUGGAAGCUAUUUCCUCAACACCAACAGGUGGAGCAAUGGCAUGUCGUUUCUUACAAGCAAAAUGGUUUGAUUUACAGAAGCGCUUUGGUCGAGGAAGCAUUAAUUUUGCUAAAGUCAUCACAGCCAUCACAAAAUAUGGUGCAAACAAAUUUGAUUAUGAUGAAUUGAAAUCCUUAGUCGAUCGUUUCGGCGAUGGACCCGGAAUAGAUCAUCUUCGCAUGAUUCUUCGCACAGUAGCAUCAAAUGUUGAGUGGAUUAGUAAAUCACACAACACCAUUUAUUCAUGGGUUAAGAAAAAGUUUUAUGUAACUGAAGAUUAG
This is a messenger RNA of Chironomus riparius, 3225 nucleotides long. Lineage: Eukaryota; Metazoa; Arthropoda; Insecta; Diptera; Chironomidae. The record is from the annotation of a GenBank genome assembly.